Molecule: messenger RNA, 2490 nt
Organism: Besnoitia besnoiti
Lineage: Eukaryota; Apicomplexa; Conoidasida; Eucoccidiorida; Sarcocystidae
Exons: 4
Coding region: 1-2490 (829 amino acids)
Biological process (GO): monoatomic anion transmembrane transport
Cellular component (GO): membrane
Molecular function (GO): transmembrane transporter activity
Source: RefSeq, a predicted model, not a curated record
AUGAAGCGAGCUUUCUCUCCUGUAUGUUCACUCCCAUUUGCCCCACAACGUAAAGCCCUGGGGCCCGAUGUGGUCGACGGUGGUCCGGAGCAUUCAGACGGAAUGCCCUCCAACAAGCGUUUCACAGGAGAAAGCUCUGUCCCAGCAUGGAUUCGCGUACGGCUGGGAUCCGUCCUCUCCGUUCGGAAACUGUGGCUAACAAUUCUUUCGGCGGUCCUUCCUCUUCUGCUCUUCAUUGGACUGAGCCCAUACGACGUCAAGUACAGAUGCCUCUACAUCAUUCUUGUGAUCAUACUGAACUGGCUCAGCGCGGCGAACGAUGCAGUGGUGGUAGCGCUUUAUCCGCUGGUCCUCUGUCCCCUGCUUGGCGUAACGGGCGUGAAAACUCUAGCGCAGGCGUACUUCCGAUCCGUAUCUUUCCUUAUGAUCGGAACGAGCCUUCUGGGGGCCUCUUUCACGAGAACAGGCUUGGAUAAAACCGCAGCGUCCCUGAUACUGGACAAGUCUGGGUCCGAUCCAGCUAUUUUAUGUCUCGCACUAAUGGCAGCUUCCUGCCUGCUUUCAAUGUGGAUUAACAAUGCUAGUGCAACAGUAAUUUUAUGCCCGAUUGCUGGACGAAUCGUCAGCGAACUGGGGAGGCGCAACAACCGCAGGAAUCACAAACCUCCUCGAAAUCAAACUGGGCGAGUUUCUUCACGCGCUGAGAGUGACGCCCCGAGCGUCCCCGUGCCUCAGGCAGAACCUCGCUCCACGCCUCCCGAUGGAACGGCUGCAGUUUCGCGUUCUUCAAUGUCGCAAGAGACAACACCAACAAGCGUUCUAGCGAAGCUGCAAGAAAGCAAAGCAUCCUGCACGAGUGCUCCAGCAGGAAAGCCAGAGACAACAAACACAAGCCAGGUGUGGGGGGCUUCUCAGCGAAGCGUGAGUGGGCCAGUUCCCAGUCCUUCUUCCCGGGGAACAGCUGAAGGCAGCCAAAAUGGCAUCGUCUGCCUCAGGGAUGACAAUGGAAGUGUCGCGGCGAGCGACGCUGGAAAGAUAAAACGGGGGACUGGGGAGUUCGGAUACCACCCGCAGAAUAUGCGCCGCAUUCGAAACAUGAUUUACAUCGGCCUCGCAUACUCUGCUACUCUUGGCGGGACUUCAACGCUUAAUGGAUCUUUUGUCAAUCCCAUCCUUGUACAGCUCCUAGAAACGACCUAUAAUUUUGAGUCAUCUGCGGCUGUUUCUAAUCCGAUUACUGUUGGAAGCUGGAUGGGAUUUACCUUACCCUUCGUCUUCCUGGCUAUUUUUGGGUCCUGGCUGACUCUGGGCAAAGUGAAGACAGCGUUCCUCGUUGGAGUUGCUAUUCUAGUUCGGAUGAGUAACAACGCACCCGAGGAACAAUCAAGCGCAGGCGCCCCCGCAGCCGAGCGUCGUGCAGCGCAGGAUCGUGACAGCUCUAUGGAUAUGGAAGCUGCAAGGGAAGCCGUUGGCAUGGAGGCCCCCGGCUCGGAGGCAGGCGAGUGCCAGACCCCAGAUAGUCGUAGCCGCUGUAACGAGGAAACGAUAGAUGGCAACCUCACGUUUGCACAACUGGAAGUCAUGGGUUGCCUCGUCUUCCUGAUCGCUGCCUGGUUAACUCGCUCAGGCUUGCCAGGAGGUCGGCCAGGAUGGGGCUCCUUUUUCCCCGCUGGCUACGUGGAUGACUCAGUUCCUGUCAUCUUCAUUGGAAUCCUGCUUUUCUUUCUUCCUCUAAAGGCUCCCUGUACUCGUGGCAGCGUUAGCGAUAAACAGGAUCGUCCGCACCCUGAAAGGGAGGCUAGCACGGCCGAUAAGUGUCGAUCUGCAGUACGUAUGGGCGAAGAUCACCACGGUGUCUCACGCAGACAUGAGGGGUGCGAGCGACCUCAAGUAGAAGAUCCAUCUAGAGAUGCCUCGCACAGCAAUACACCGGAAUCAAGAGGCGUGCGAGUAUCCAGGAAACGCAACCAGAGGACAUACAGACCCAUCCUGGUAUACGCGUAUGCGUCAAAACACAUAGAAUGGGGAGCCUUGCUGUUGCUCGGAGGAGGAUUCGCCAUGGCCACAGCUAUUACGGAAACGGGGCUGGACAAGUGGCUGGGCAGUGCCCUCUUUGGUCUUGGCAACAUGAGCGCGCCGGCGCUCGUCAUUUGCAUUAUUCUGAUCACAUCUUCGGUCACUGAGAUCAUGAGCAACACCGCGGCUGCCAACGUGAUGUUGCCUAUCCUUUCCGGCGUCACAAGCAACAUCCCACGGAGUCCGCUUCUCCUACUUUUACCCGCCACACUUGGCAUUCAGUUCGCCUUCAUGUUGCCCAUCGGAACCGCCCCCAAUGCCAUCAUUCUGAAGCAAGGACGCUUACAUCCUUUGGAUCUGUUUGUCAGUGGGUUGGUCGUCAAGGUGGUAUGCCUAUGCCUGGUUAUGCUAGCUAUGUUUACUUGGGGUAACGUCCAGUUCGAUGUUACCGCCAGGCCUUUAUGGGCUCUAUAA